Molecule: messenger RNA, 2145 nt
Organism: Closterium sp. Naga37s-1
Lineage: Eukaryota; Viridiplantae; Streptophyta; Zygnematophyceae; Desmidiales; Closteriaceae
Source: the annotation of a GenBank genome assembly
AUGCGACGCUCUACGCGCGACUUGGAUAGGAAAGCUGACUGCCGGAAAGGGGUCGAGCUGGGAGCGAGCAGCCUUGGGAGGCUGGAUUCACAAGAAGGCUGCAAAUGCGCAGCGAAGGCUGCAUAUAAGCAGCGACGAGGAGUGAGGUGCAUGCAACGACGACAAGUGGGGUGCAGAGAAUCGGUUCUCGCAUCCCCUCCCCACCCUCUCAUCCCCUCCCCACCCUCUCAUUCCCUCCCCACCCUCUCAUUCCCUCCCCACCCUCUCAUUCCCUCCCCACCCUCUCAUCCCCUCCCACCCUCUCAUUCCCUCCCCACCCUCUCAUUCCCUCCCCACCCUCUCAUUCCCUUCCCACCCUCUCAUUCCCUCCCCACCCUCUCAUCCCCUCCCCACCCUCUCAUUCCCUCCCCACCCUCUCAUCCCCUCCCCACCCUCUCAUUCCCUCCCCACCCUCUCAUUCCCUCCCCACCCUCUCAUUCCCUCCCCACCCUCUCAUCCCCUCCCACCCUCUCAUUCCCUCCCCACCCUCUCAUUCCCUCCCCACCCUCUCAUUCCCUUCCCACCCUCUCAUUCCCUCCCCACCCUCUCAUCCCCUCCCCACCCUCUCAUUCCCUCCCCACCCUCUCAUCCCCUCCCCACCCUCUCAUUCCCUCCCCACCCUCUCAUUCCCUCCCCACCCUCUCAUUCCCUCCCCACCCUCUCAUUCCCUUCCCACCCUCUCAUUCCCUCCCCGCCCUCUCAUUCUCUCCCCACCCUCUCAUCCCCUCCCCACCCUCUCAUCCCCUCCCCACCCUCUCAUUCCCUCCCCACCCUCUCAUUCCCUCCCCACCCUCUCAUUCCCUCGCCACCCUCUCAUCCCCUCCCCACCCUCUCAUUCCCUCCCCACCCUCUCAUUCCCUCCCCACCCUCUCAUUCCCUUCCCACCCUCUCAUUCCCUCCCCACCCUCUCAUUCCCUUCCCACCCUCUCAUCCCCUCCCCACCCUCUCAUUCCCUCCCCACCCUCUCAUUCCCUCCCCACCCUCUCAUCCCCUCCCCAUCCUCUCCUCCCCUCCCCACCCUCUCAUUCCCUCCCCACCCUCUCAUCCUCUCCCCACCCUCUCCUCCCCUCUCCACCCUCUCAUUCCCUCCCCACCCUCUCAUUCCCUCCCCGCCCUCUCAUUCCCUCCCCACCCUCUCAUCCCCUCCCCACCCUCUCAUCCCCUCCCCACCCUCUCAUUCCCUCCCCACCCUCUCAUCCCCUCCCCAUCCUCUCCUCCCCUCCCCACCCUCUCAUUCCCUCCCCACCCUCUCAUUCCCUUCCCACCCUCUCAUCCCCUCCCCACCCUCUCAUCCCCUCCCCACCCUCUCAUCCCCUCCCCACCCUCUCAUUCCCUCCCCACCCUCUCAUUCCCUCCCCACCCUCUCAUUCCCUCCCCACCCUCUCAUUCCCUCCCCACCCUCUCAUCCCCUCCCCACCCUCUCAUCCCCUCCCCCCCCCCCUCAUCCCCUCCCCACCCUCUCAUUCCCUCCCCACCCUCGCAUUCCCUCCCCACCCUCUCAUUCCCUCCCCACCCUCUCAUUCCCUCCACACCCUCUCAUUCCCUCCCCACCCUCUCGUUCCCUCCCCACCCUCUCAUCCCCUCCCCACCCUCUCAUCCCCUCCCCACCCUCUCAUUCCCUCCCCACCCUCUCAUUCCCUCCCCACCCUCUCAUCCCUUCCCACCCUCUCAUUCCCUCCCCACCCUCUCAUUCCCUCCCCGCCCUCUCAUUCCCUCCCCAACCUCUCAUCCCCUCCCCACCCUCUCAUUCCCUCCCCACCCUCUCAUUCCCUCCCCACCCUCUCAUUCCCUCCCCACCCUCUCAUUCCCUUCCCACCCUCUCAUUCCCUCCCCGCCCUCUCAUUCUCUCCCCACCCUCUCAUCCCCUCCCCACCCUCUCAUCCCCUCCCCACCCUCUCAUCCCCUCCCCACCCUCUCAUCCCCUCCCCACCCUCUCAUCCCCUCCCCACCCUCUCAUCCCCUCCCCACCCUCUCCUCCCCUCCCCACCCUCUCAUCCCCUCCCUAUCGCGGCAAUUUCUACGACGCGGCUAAGACUUCCUUAUCGGGCUCCAGCCGCCACGUGUCAGCUGCUGAUAGGUCCAUCAUCUUCUGCUGGUGGGACAUGA